This is a messenger RNA of Daktulosphaira vitifoliae (grape phylloxera), 2825 nucleotides long. RefSeq lists its product as uncharacterized. The record is from RefSeq and is a predicted model, not a curated record. NCBI's taxonomy places the organism in Eukaryota, Metazoa, Arthropoda, Insecta, Hemiptera, Phylloxeridae. The transcript is spliced from 3 exons. The coding region runs from base 1622 to 2719 and encodes 365 amino acids.
AUAUAAAACACCAAUACACAUAUGAAACAUUAACUCAAAUUAGUAGAAUAAUAGAUUGCGCAUAGGUCUAUUCAAUUUUACUUGACUAGCCAAUGAGAAGGAUUUUGCAAUUAAAAUAUAAAACAUUAAGUUUCCCCCUCAUAAAACAGGCCUAUAAAAGAGCAAUUUCUAGCUCAUUCGCCACCUUUUUUUUUCUCUAAAAAAAUCUGGUCAUUAAGUGUUUUCUGCACCAGAUUAUUUCGCGUUUUGUACUUAAAAUCUUUUUACACUUGGUGUUUAUUAUCUGAAUCUCUCAUAAGUAAUGUCAUUUUGAAAGAAUAACUUAACCUUUUUAUCUUUUUAUUUUUAUUUAGUUUUGAAUAUUUAUAAAAUAUUAAGACGCAUUAAAUUUUUAUUUUGUGUUUUGUGAGUUGUUUCAAUUAAGAAUUUUUUUAAUUCUUCAAUUGAAGUGUCUAUUUAAUAAGUGCAUUUCGAAAAUCUACCUUAGCACAUCUAGCGGUUAAAACUAUUGCAAUAUUAUAGUUUGUGACGUGUCACUAAGGAGAUCGUAGAAUGUAUUUUAAAUUUAAAUAGAUACGUGUUUGAUUGAUUGCACAAGAUACUGAUGGUUUGUUGAGAUCAUUACCCUAGCACAUCUAGCGGUUGAAAUUAUUGGUAAAACAAUAGUUUAUAACGUGUCACUAGGGAUUGGUUCUCAUAAGCUAUCUGGUUAUAUAAAUAUUUAUUUUAAAAUAUAAAGUAACAUAUAUACUCAGACACCAAGUAUAGAAAGGAACUACAGUGAAGUAAUAUUUCAAGAUUAAUAAUAUGCAUAAUUUUACAAAAUAAAUAAGUAGAUAAAAGUCAGUGCUCUUUUUAUUUAUAUUAUUCUUGCAACAAACGAUCAAGCUAGCUGGACACAAGUUAAAUAAGUUAAAAGACAGAAAAAUUCAGCUUCAAAUAUUGAAAAUGAAUGGAAUACUGAUGAAGCUAGGUUAUUACUUAACUAGCUAAGUAAAAACAAUACCUAUGUCAAUGUAACAAAGAAUACAGGAAGCAUAAAAAGAUUUCCAUCAAUACAAAUUUAGUUAGCUAAGUAAAUACAAUAAAAUCAUGGGCUUAAAGCUGAAAAAAUAUUGGGAUCAUAAAUAGUCUCAGUGAAUUUGUGAGCAUAGUCGACAGUUAUGCUCGCAGUUAUGUUGGAUAAUGUCAUCAAAGUUACAACUUUGAAUAUAAAAUACAAGAGAAGAAAUAGAUUGUUGCCAUGUAUUCCAAUGAUACUAACAGAUAUGCAAUUUCCAUUUAAACGUUUGCAGUUUCCGAUGUGACUCACUUUUGCAACGACCAUCAACAAAACACAUCGGCAAUCGUUACAGCUGUAUAAACUAGAAUAGGAGAAUCCGAGUUUCUUGUACGGAAAACUGUAUUUAGCUAGCUUAUACAUCAGAAAACCUGAAUUUUUCGUGUACUCACCAAGCGGAAAAACAAUAAUUAUCGUAUAUCUAAAAAUACUCGAAUAUAUAAAUGGAAUGUAUUAGAGAAUAAUGAACAAGUUUAAAUAAAAAGAAAUCCACUGUUUAUUGGAUUUUUGAGUUUCUCUAAGUUUCAUUUUCUCUACAAUCGCAGAAAAGUGAGACAGAAUAUGAACAAAGUAGAAGGUCUAGAUACUAGCCUUGAGCUGGAUUAUGUGAUAACUCUACCAUCGAAUCAAGCAUCCAUCUUUCGAAAAGAAUUGAUGAAAAAAGGGGUGCCAAAUAGUUCUAUCAAAAUUGUAAAAAGUAUUGAAAGUGAAUUUUCUAUAGAUAAAUAUGUAAACAAUAACCAUCGCACAAGACCACGAGUAAAAUUUAUGCCAACUUUUGUCAAACUCGGCACAUACGGUGAUGGCGAAUAUAACGUAUUAAUGCGUAGAAGAACUUCGCCGGAUGCUCGAGAAACUGUUUGGAUAACAUUAGCAUCAAAUGCUUAUGGAGCUUCCUCAAAUACUUCCAAUCAACCUAGUUGUGAUGGGGAUCAAAUUGAUAAUGCUGUAAAUAAGAAAGAAAAUGUAGCAAUUAGUAUGACAGUUAAUGAAAUAUGCAAUCAUGAGGGUUUAAUGAUAAAUAAUUGUCAAUGUAGAAGCAAUACAUGUUUUGAGUACCGUGAGGCUUUGAUUAAAUAUUUUUCAUCCUAUGAUGCAAAUUGUACCGAAUGUUUAUUUAAAAAAAUAGCCGACAGUCUGCUAACCAAUUAUGAUAAUGAAUCAAUUCAAGAAAGUGAAUUCGUUAAUGAUUCUAACAUGUGUCAUCUAUCAUUAACAGAAAUUAAGGAAAGAGAUUUUGUUGAGUCGGAGAUUAUACAUAAGGAGAAUUUAACCAACGACCAAGCAGCACUAGAAAUAGAGGAAUACAGUUCUAUUACAUCAAAAGAAGUAUCAAAGGAGAAAUCGACCGACAUUCGUCUAAAAGGACUGAGUAGUGGAGAAUCGAACACUACAUUCAGUACAUUGUGUGAAUCAAAUAUAGAAGUAUCAAACGUUGUGGAAGGCUGUGAUGAAAAUCAGUCAAACUCAACACCACAAUCAACUGAAAUUAAUAACGAACUUCAAACAAAUAAAGAAUUACCUAUAGAUAACGAAAAAGUUUUACGACAAUUAAAUGUAAAGCCAGUUAAACGAUCAUUUUUUUCAGGAUUAUUUAAUAAAAAGAAAAAAAAGGAAAAAAAAAUCAAUUUAAAAAACUCGCAAAAACAAUCAUUGUAGAUUAAGUUUACAUAAAAGACAAUAGUAACAAACCUCAAAAGUAUUAAAUAUUUAAUUUAAAAAUGUACAGUAGAACGGAUUAAAAUGUUUAGAAUUAUUGAAAUUA